Hymenoscyphus albidus is the source of this 655-nucleotide messenger RNA. The record is from the annotation of a GenBank genome assembly. Lineage: Eukaryota; Fungi; Ascomycota; Leotiomycetes; Helotiales; Helotiaceae.
CAUACCUAUCAUACCCACCUCAUCCACUCUCUUAAGCACAUUAAAUCAACUAACCUCCCAAAAUCAACCAUGCAACGCCUCCCAACCGGCGAACUAGUCCCCGUCCCACCCCCCGCCCCAGGCCGCUUCAACCAAGCCAACUGGCUCUCACGCUGGGACGGCGCAGCAGUAAACAGCACAGCUUGCAUCCGUGGCCUCCGCGAGAUCUUCGAUGCGUCGAAUACAUAUUGGGCUGCGUUUACGGCGAAUGUGAAGAUUGCGGUUGAGACGAAGGAGUUGGGUGAGGAGAAUGUGAGUUUUUGAUUACCGUUUCUUUUGUGUUGUGGUGAGAAGGUUAAGCAAGGAGUUUGAGAAUUCGAAGGAAGAGGAUGGGAUAGGAAAAUGCUGAUUAGUGAUAGUUGGAGCGUCUCGAUUAUGUUAAGAGUCUGAGAGUCAGGUAUAAGGAGUCGGAGGGGACGCUGUAUUGGUUGGAUGGCGCGGCACUGUUUCAGGUGAUGAGGUGGUUCAAGGAGUGUUUUUUGGUUUUGCAGAGAGGAAAUAAGGAUACAGAUAUUGCCUGAGUUGAAUGACGAGUUUGGAGGUCAGAGGUGGUGGUAUACGGUAUCUGUUGAUGGCUUGGAAGAUGAUGAGAUGUAUGUUUACGCUUGAAGAAUAG